AUGUUACGAUACAAAGACGAUUGGGAAAUGGAGUGUUUCUGCAAGGAAAUCACGGCAGUCAACAUCAUCGCCGAUUUCGAUCGUUGUUCUAUUCGUUCACAGAAGCCGGUUGCCGCUCCAACUCCUGCUGUGCCAUCCUCCGUCUUCCCCGCUGCAUUUACUCCAAGUUUUUCUUCAGAAAACAAUUCAUUACAUCUUUCGACAUAUGGUGAUGAACCUGCUCCGUUUAUUCCACCAACAUCUAAUAGUGUUGCUGCUUCGUUUGGUUCAUCAGCGUCGGCAGAAUCUGCGCCGUUUAGUACAACACAAAAGACGUGCAUGCUGAAGUUAAUGAAAAAAGAUGGGGUGUAUUGUGAAGAUUGUCGUGUAAAAUUGGCCCAAAACUGUGUUGUUGCUGUAGUGGGCAGCCAAAGAAAGCCGCGAUUUAUGAGUGUAUUGUGUGCAGUGAGAAAUGAGCACGCUCAGCGGAUGGUCUGCAGCAAAGAAUUGGAUAAAUUCAACAUCGGAGAAGUGAACAGAAUGAUAAAAGAACAUGAACUUUCUGUCCAUUUAGUUUAUCUUUGA
Adineta ricciae is the source of this 564-nucleotide messenger RNA. Lineage: Eukaryota; Metazoa; Rotifera; Eurotatoria; Adinetida; Adinetidae. The record is from the annotation of a GenBank genome assembly.